Messenger RNA from Cheilinus undulatus (humphead wrasse), 3221 nucleotides. It is a transcript of the gene arsb, whose product is annotated as arylsulfatase B. NCBI's taxonomy places the organism in Eukaryota, Metazoa, Chordata, Actinopteri, Labriformes, Labridae. Bases 203 to 1756 code for a protein of 517 amino acids. The transcript is spliced from 8 exons. The record is from RefSeq and is a predicted model, not a curated record.
GACAGCUCGGUGAUAGUAACGGUUGUGGUGUAAAGACUUAAAAGCUGUAUUUGUUUUAAUACAUUGACGAAAUGUAGCCAGAACUACCGGGUUGGCUUGGCCUCCUCUCAGCUAUGUUUGUCUUCAUCUUAUCGGUCACACCCUCUCACGGACUUUAUUGUUUACUUUAGGAAAAACUGAUGAGAGUGUUUCUAAAGUUGAGAUGGAUGAAGCACCGUCUUUUUAUUCGUUUCUCAUAGCUCUCUUUCUUCUGAGUUUUCAUGUAGUUUCAGCUGCGAAGCAGCCCAACAUUGUGUUCAUAUUGGCGGAUGAUUUAGGUUAUCAUGAUGUCGGGUACCACGGCUCUGAGAUUAAUACACCAAACCUGGACAAACUGUCAGCCGGAGGAGUCCGCCUGGAGAACUACUAUGUCCAGCCUCUCUGUACUCCAUCCAGGAACCAGCUCAUGACGGGCAGGUACCAGAUCCACACUGGCAUGCAGCACCAGAUCAUCUGGCCCUGUCAGCCAUACUGUGUCCCUCUGGAUGAGAAACUCCUGCCUCAGCUGUUGAAGGAGGCGGGCUACUCAACACACAUGGUGGGCAAGUGGCAUUUGGGCAUGUACAAGAAAGACUGCCUGCCAACGCGGAGGGGCUUUGACACUUUCUUUGGAUACCUGCUGGGCAGUGAGGAUUACUUCUCUCAUACCCGUUGUGUUGACAUCCCAACUCAGAAUCAGAAUGAGCACCGUUGUGCGUUUGACCUGCGCGAUGGUGAAGAGGUCGCUACAGGAUAUGAAGGAGUUUAUUCUACUGAGCUGUUCAGCAAGAAGGCUGCUGAUAUUAUCGAAAAACAAGACUCAGACAAGCCAUUCUUCCUCUACUUGGCGUUCCAAGCAGUCCAUGACCCCCUGCAGGUGCCUAACCGCUACCUGGAACCCUACAGCUUUAUCCAUAAACACAACCGAAAGCUUUAUGCUGGGAUGUUGUCGGCCAUGGAUGAGGCAGUGGGCAACGUCACUCAGGUUCUGAUGAGGGAGGGACUCUGGGACAACACCAUCCUGGUGUUUUCAACAGAUAACGGAGGCCAGACGUUAGCUGGCGGUAGCAACUGGCCACUGCGAGGGAGGAAGUGGUCACUGUGGGAAGGAGGGAUCCGGGGAGUUGGAUUUGUCGCUGGCCCGCUACUGGAACAACCCGGAUCUGUCAACCAGGAGCUCAUCCACAUCUCUGAUUGGCUGCCAACCCUUGUUAACGUGGCCGGAGGGAGAAUCAGCGGUACAAAACCACUGGAUGGAUUCAACGUGUGGAAUGCAAUCAGCAAAGGGGAGGCCUCACCAAGACAGGAGCUGCUGCACAACAUUGACCCUCUGUAUGUUGACAUCGCCCCAUGUCCUGGCAGACAGAGAUUGUGUCCCUCAGUUCAACAGUCCUGGAGCAACGUCGGCUUCAAUUUUUCCAUUCAUGCAGCCAUUCGAUAUAUGAACUGGAAGCUGCUGACUGGAUACCCAGGCUGUGACGUCUGGUUUCCUCACCCUAAUGAAAGCAGCGUUAGCUGGGAUACCUCCUCUGAUGAGCCACUGAAGCCUGUGAUGCUGUUUGACAUUGAACAAGAUCCAGAGGAGAGAAACGAUGUGUCUGAGAAGCACGCCGACAUAGUAGAGGGUCUCCUCAGCCGGCUCAGCUACUACCUGAGCACUGCUGUGCCGAUAAACUAUCCCAAGCCUGACCCCAGAUGUGACCCAGGCCCCCAAGGAGCCUGGGGACCCUGGGCUUAAAUUACAAUGACGACAACAGAGGAUGUAGCACCUUUGAUUUUACAGUGUUUACAGCAGCAUCUCUUUGAUGGGGAAAAAUCAGGACUGGACACACUGUUGCUUUGAAAACUUCAUAUGGGUGUUAUAGGCUAGUGGUAAUCUGUGGGCCCUACAGUAGCUGUUGUCCUCAGAGUGGGUGACCCAGGUUUGAAUCUGGCCUGUGACUCCUUUCCCACAUGGCAAACCACACUUUUUCCCAUGUUCUACUCUUUCUACUGUCCCAUUAAAAAUAUAAAGGCAUAAAAGCCCAAAAACUGAAAUUUAAUUUGAUCAAAUUAAAGACUGUUGUUUGAACUCAAUCAUGCAGCUUUGUGAAUAUUUAUGUUUUACUUCAGUGUUUGACUGAUGAAUUGAAAUGUUUUUAGCUGAAGGCAGAGACAAUCCUUAAUUGACCGGUGUGGCUAAAAUCAUUCAUCAUUGUAUUUAAACUGUGUUAGCGACAUGUUGUAACAAAAAAAAACACAAAAAACUCUUUACUGUCAAAGUGAAAACAGAUUUCUAUAAAGUUAUGAGCUAUAUUUUUCCACAUUCACUUUACCCUCUACCUUUACAAGCUUUCUGGUGUUGGCUGCUGAGAAGCAUCCCCACAGGAUGAUGGUGCCACCCCUGUGCUUCACAGUAAGAAUUUGUUUUUAUUUAUUUAUUUAUUUAUUUAUGUAUAACAAGGGACAAUGCACAUUAAUGAACUUAAACAUGUAAAUGUGCCAGAUUGUAGCCUUUGGCUAAUUUCCAUCUGUAGUCCCCGGCAGGUUGCUACAUAAAAAUCAGACAGCACCAAAACCAGACAGUUUGGACAGUACAAUAAAAUACAAAGACCCAAAUAUAACAAUACCUAGCAUAAGGCAAGACCGAAAAAAAGUGACCAAUGCAGUUAAAGUGCAUAAGGGACAUAAUAAAGUGCUUAAGUGCUAAAGUGCAAGUGUGCUGAUAUAUUGCACAUAAUCAUGAGUGUGCUUAAAAAGGCCCUUGCACAUCACCCUUGGCCUGGUGUGUCUGUGGUGAUGUGUAGUGUUUGGUGUCUUGUCUGAUGGCCGAAAAGCAACAUUCCAAUCUCCCCACACCAAAAAACCGCCUUCCACUUGACCAUGGAGUCUCACACAUGCCUUUUGGUAAACUCUCAUCUAGAUUUCAUGAGUUUUCUUUACUAGUGGCUUUCUCUUUGCCACUCUCCCAUAAAGCUUUGACCGGUGAAGAGGAAGAAGUCAUAGAAGUCAUAGGUGUCUUGGUGGCCUCUCUCUCACUCUCAGUUUGCGAGGACGACCUGAUCCAGGCAGAUUUACACAUGUGCCACAUUUUUGGUGAUGUUCAUUGCAUUGGAUUUUUUUUUGUAUCCAUCCCCUGACUUUUCAGUAACAUUUUCUCUAAAUUCCUUGAGGUGUUCUUUUGUCUUCAUGGUGUCAUGGUAGCCAGGAAUACUAAUUAAUCA